Messenger RNA from Coffea eugenioides, 1431 nucleotides. RefSeq lists its product as uncharacterized. The transcript has 5 exons. Bases 1 to 1431 code for a protein of 476 amino acids. The record is from RefSeq and is a predicted model, not a curated record. NCBI's taxonomy places the organism in Eukaryota, Viridiplantae, Streptophyta, Magnoliopsida, Gentianales, Rubiaceae.
AUGUUGGAUAAUUAUCUCCUAACUCAGGAGUUGAUAGCAGAUAUCGGGAAGAAAUGUAGGGGAUGGAAUGUGGUGCUUAAACUUGACAUGGCGAAGGCAUAUGAUAGGAUGUCCUGGGUGUUUAUUCUUAAGGUAUUGCGUCAAUUUGGAUUUAGGGAAAGAUUUAUUGAUAUGGUGUGGCGAUUGUUGUCAAAUGUGUGGUUCUCGGUGAUUGUUAAUGAUGCCGUUAUAGUGUUUGCCAAUGGGUCGGCUUCUUCGCUAAGGAAAGUUAUGCGGGUGCUAGAAUUGUAUCAAGGUGCAUCUGGCCAAUUGGUGAAUACUAGUAAGAGUGGUUUUUUGAUUCAUCCCAGCGUGUCAGUGGCUCGUAAAAGUGUCAUUGAACAGGUUACUAAGUUCUCUAAAAGAGAAUUCCCGGUUCGUUAUUUGGGUUCUCCGUUGUUUACUGAUAGGUGCAAGGGAGCAUAUUUUGCGGAUUUGUGCCAGCAGAUUGUUGAUAAGGUGCUCUCAUGGAAGAACCACCUUUUAUCCUCUGGUGGUAAGAUCAUUUUGAUCAAGCACAUGUUGUCGAACAUUCCCCUUCAUCUAUUGGUGUCAGCGAUACUUCCAAAAAGCUCCUUUCGCAUGAUUGAACAAGUCUGUGCUAAUUUCUUGAAUGGUAUCUCGUCAUGGGCUUUAUUCUUGUGGGCCAAAUACUGUCACAACUCUCAUCCUUGUCAAGUGUCCAUGAUCUCUACUAGUUCUGCAACUUGGCAUCGCAUAUUGGAUAUUAGGGGAUUUGCGGAGCUAUUCAUAACGUGGAGACCUUAUAGUGGCAAUUGUCAUUUUUGGUAUGAUAACUGGAUGGGUUUAGGUGCUUUCUACCUCAGAGUGGAGGUGCAGGAACAUUUGUCCUUUCAAAAUUUUGUAACGGAUGUGGAUAGAAUAGUUUGGACGGCUUCGUCAUCUGGACGUUUCUCGGUAUCCUCGGCCUUCCAUGAGUUGAGGGAGGCCAAGCCAUCCUCUUUCAUGUUUAGGCAGCAUGUGUUCAUGGAGAGUGAGGUAGCAAGGACGGUUUGGAAGGUUUUCGGAUCCCUGUGCGGUCUUCCUUUUAGUCAUGACCACUUCAGAGUGUAUUUGGUGAAUUGGUGGUGCAAACUUACUAAGUCUGCAAGGUUAAAGUUAGUCUUUUGCCUCUUGCACGCUUUUGUGUGUUGGAACUUGUGGAAGGCAAGGAAUUCAGCAGUGCUUGAAGGGAGUACCACGGAUGUCCGAUCUAUUUGUGGAGCAGUUUUUCAAAACUUGAAGGAUGCCUACUGGUUGCAAUUUGGUGAAUUUCAGCAGGUCGCGACAUGGCCUCAAUUCUUGGGAUUGGUGGAGCAGCGAUUGGAAGUGUUUAGGAUUCAUCUGGUUCAUUGGCACCCUCUAGUCUUGGGAAAGUUUAAGCUGAAUUGA